This is a messenger RNA of Alosa sapidissima (American shad), 1176 nucleotides long. RefSeq names its product nectin cell adhesion molecule 3a (gene nectin3a). The transcript is spliced from 5 exons. Lineage: Eukaryota; Metazoa; Chordata; Actinopteri; Clupeiformes; Clupeidae. Gene Ontology annotation, cellular component: apical junction complex; adherens junction. Gene Ontology annotation, biological process: homophilic cell-cell adhesion; heterophilic cell-cell adhesion. The record is from RefSeq and is a predicted model, not a curated record. The coding region runs from base 256 to 1176 and encodes 306 amino acids.
UAUAUUUGGCUAAUUGUUAACUCCGAGUUUUUAUUCAGUUGCCGUUGUCAUGGCUAUGGUGUGUGAAUAAUAGUGAAAAGAUUAGGCAGGCUUUUGUUUAGAGGAUUGUUGUUGGAGCACCGGUGAAGCACGCUGAAGUGUUUGGAAUGGUACAGCCCACAUGCUUCGAUCCCAGCACUUCUCCCAAGGCUGAAGUAAAAGAAUCAAACCACAGCUCAUUCUAGUUGGAGAGCAGUGCCUGUGCUAUUGGGAAUCAUGGCGAGAAGAUUGCGACUUCGCUGCCACAGGAGUAAUAGCACACUUUGUGGACUACAAUCAAUUGUCUCGAUUCUUUUUUACUGGAUUGCAGUGGUGGGCAGCAGUGAGGUGUCGGUGCCCGCGCAGGUGGAUGCCGUGCUGGGCAAGAAUAUCACGCUGGGCUGCCGGGUGGAGGUGGGCGCCAACCUGAGCCUGACGCAGAGCUCGUGGGAGCGCCGGCUGUCAACAGGCACCGUCACGCUGGCCGUCUUCAACCCCGAGUUCGGCAUCUCCGUCGCCGAUGACUACGCACACCGCGUCUCCUUUGUCAACCCCUCGAUCGGCGACGCCUCCAUCUUGCUGCAAGGCGUUGGUUUUGCCGAUGUGGGCUCCUACACCUGCAAAGUGGCCACCUUCCCCCUGGGCAACACACAGGCCUCCACCAUCGUCAACAUCCAAGUGGAGCCCAAGGUGCAUGUGCUGCCGGGCCCGUCUGUGCUGCUGGACGGCGCCAACGAGACCGUAGUGGCCACGUGCACGGCGGAGCGCGGCCCGCCCGCCCGCCGAGGUCUUCUGGGAGACGCAGCUGGACCUUCAGGGCCACUCGGAGGGUCAGCGCGAGGACGAGUCCAACGGCACCACCACCAGCCAGGUGCGCUACCUGUGGACGCCCACGCGCCACGCCCCAGGGCGAAGUCAUCACCUGCGUGGUGCGACACCCUGCCCUGCCCGGCGAGGUCCGCAGGCCCUACGAACUCAACGUCCAGUCGUCAUUGCGGGAGACUGCUGUCGAUGGUGGUGGACGAUGCGGAGGUGGUGUGGUAUGGGGUGGUGCGAAAGGCCAGAACUCUCAGCAAAUCUACGCCAGAGCCAGAGGAUGUGGAGGAUGCCAGGCUUCCCGGCUGUGGCGAACGAUUUCCAGACACAGUCUGUCUGUAG